Messenger RNA from Chenopodium quinoa (quinoa), 699 nucleotides. Its product is annotated as dihydroneopterin aldolase 2-like. Bases 176 to 529 code for a protein of 117 amino acids. Lineage: Eukaryota; Viridiplantae; Streptophyta; Magnoliopsida; Caryophyllales; Amaranthaceae. The transcript is spliced from 3 exons. The record is from RefSeq and is a predicted model, not a curated record. Gene Ontology annotation, biological process: folic acid-containing compound metabolic process. Gene Ontology annotation, cellular component: cytoplasm. Gene Ontology annotation, molecular function: dihydroneopterin aldolase activity.
GUUUAAUGUAAAACGUUGCCAGAUGCCUUACAAUAAUACAAUGUGCUCCCUUAUUUCUCCAACGGCUGUAACUGAAGUUCACAAUAGUCUUGCAGCACUCUCUUUCUCUCUCACAUACAGACAAACUUAACGUUCCAGUCCUCCAAAACUUAUAAUCAUAUCUACAAGUGCUGAGAUGGAUAAUGCUCAAAUUAUGAAAGGAGAUAAGCUAGUAUUAAGGGGGUUGAAGUUUCAUGGAUUUCAUGGGGUGAAACCUGAAGAAAAAAAACUGGGUCAGAAAUUUGCGGUGGAUGUAGAUGCCUGGAUGGAUCUGCACAAGGCUGGCAUAUCAGACUUCUUGUCUGACACUAUCAGCUACUCUGAGAUUUAUCGUAUAGUCAAGGAGGUGGUUGAGGGAGCUUCUCGGGAUCUUUUGGAGUCCGUAGCUCAGCAAAUCGCAACUAUUACCUUUACUAAGUUUUCUCAAAUAUCUGCUGUACGUGUGGAGGUUAAAAAACCUCAUGUUGCAGUUCAAGGCCAAUUAGACUAAUUGGGAGUUGAAAUUUUCCGCUCAAGACCUGCUGACGUAAUAUGAUCUUUGUCAUAAUCCUUAGUCCCUUGCUCCUAGUAGGGUGUGUGUAAACUUGUAAUGCAGAAUUGUAGACACCUAAAAAUAUCUCCCCAAAAUCAAAUCCGAUGAUGAACAACAUUUCACCGCCA